This is a messenger RNA of Suillus paluster, 678 nucleotides long. RefSeq lists its product as uncharacterized. The transcript is spliced from 6 exons. Lineage: Eukaryota; Fungi; Basidiomycota; Agaricomycetes; Boletales; Suillaceae. The record is from RefSeq and is a predicted model, not a curated record. The coding region runs from base 1 to 678 and encodes 225 amino acids.
AUGACCACUGCAUUCACAACUUGCAGUACUGAGACACUGGCCUAUGAAGCUCUCAUUGAGUCAGCUGAUCAUGAAGGUUAUACUGGGGACAAUGACAUGGCUGAAUGCCUUCUUAGUGACUCAUGGGCUCAGUAUGCCAAGCCGCUCAUAGAUUAUACUACAUGCCACAUUCACCUCUGCUGCAAUCAGUUUAAGAAGGCGGUUGGUGUAGUUGUCACAAGUUCGGCCAAGAAAAACAAGUAUGAAACCUUGAAGCCAUUCCAGGCCGAAGUGAUCAAAGAGGGCGUUCAAGCCAGCUUCUUUGUUGCCAACCAAUACAAUGAUCUUGGCAUCAAAUUUUCUUACUUACUUUUGUCUUCGCUCUCCACAGCUCCCAAUGAGUUGGAGGUUGUCAACCACAUGAUAGCCAGUGUUGCUACCGCAGUUGAAGCUUGUAUCCUGGACUUUAACAUCGGAAAGAGCAGCAAAUUUGUUGGCCCGAGUCACAACAACACAUUCAAAGCACACAUACUCCUCCUCCUCACUAUGAAGCAGAAGAAGCCACUUGAGUAUCACAAGCUAACUCAUGGCAUCUAUCGUGCUGUCAUUGGCAUGCACAGUGUUGGGUCUGCCCAAUUUUUGAAAGAGCAAAUUAUUGCGCAGGUUGACUGGGAAAACAUGGGCAGUGAGUCUGAUUAG